This is a messenger RNA of Protobothrops mucrosquamatus (brown spotted pit viper), 2682 nucleotides long. It is a transcript of the gene HBP1, whose product is annotated as HMG-box transcription factor 1. NCBI's taxonomy places the organism in Eukaryota, Metazoa, Chordata, Lepidosauria, Squamata, Viperidae. The transcript has 12 exons. The record is from RefSeq and is a predicted model, not a curated record. The coding region runs from base 13 to 1524 and encodes 503 amino acids. Gene Ontology annotation, cellular component: nucleus. Gene Ontology annotation, biological process: regulation of transcription by RNA polymerase II. Gene Ontology annotation, molecular function: protein binding; RNA polymerase II cis-regulatory region sequence-specific DNA binding; RNA binding.
GGGAGUCCUGUAAUGGCGACGGGGUUGUCAGAUAAUUUGAAGCACCCGACAAUGGUUUGGGAAGUGAAGACAAACCAGAUGCCUAGUACGGUGCAGAAAGUCCUGCUGGUGGUGGACAAGAGAAUGAACGAACGAGGAAUGAACGAGGCGCUGGACCUGCUGAAAUGUAACGAGAAUAUUCCGUCUUCUCCUGGAUACGCAUCUUCUGACGAACAUAUGGAACUCGAUGACCUUCCUGAAUUGCAGGCGGUUCACAGCGACUCUACCCCACACGCCCUCUUCCAGCUGAGCGCUAAUGUCUCACAUCAGGAAUACACAAGGCCUUCUUGGAACCAGCACACCUCAGGCAGCAGCCCAGAAAGCGCUUCCCCGCGCGAGGACGGAGUGAACUGGCUGACGGAGCUGGCAAACAUAGCCACUAGCCCACAGAGUCCUCUCAUGCAGUGCUCGUUUUAUAACACAUCAUCUCCCGUUCACUUACUAGCUACAAGCAAAAGUUUACAUUCCUAUGCACGCCCGCCGCCAGAAUCCUCUCCGAGCGAGACAGUUUUUCCCAAGCAUCACGUGGAAGAAACGCCAAUCAGACACGAAAGGACAAACAGUGAAUCAGAGUCUGGCAUUUUCUGUAUGUCAUCAUUGUCAGACGAUGAUGAUCUGGGAUGGUGCCACUCUUGGCCUCCAACUGUUUGGCACUGUUUCCUUAAAGGAACGCGUUUAUGCUUCCACAAAGGACGCAAUAAAGAAUGGAUAGAUGUUGAAGAUUUUGCUGGAUUGGCCAGCUGCAGAAAAGAAGCUGAUGAUUCAGUGGGUGCUUAUAAAGGCUACGCCGCUGAUGGAUUGAAGCUGAUCUCGCACGAAGAGAGCAUUUCGUUUGGCGAGUCAGUGCUCAAGUUGACUUUUGACCCGGGCACAGCAGCCGAGGAUUUACUCACUGUGGAGUGCAGACUAGCUCACCCCUUCUAUGUUAAAAAUAAAGGUUGGUCUUCUUUUUAUCCAAGUUUGACUGUGGUCCAGCAUGGCAUUCCAUGUUGCGAAAUGCACGUUGGCGACAUCUGUCUACCUCGUGGACACCCUGAAGCCAUAAACUUUGAUGAUUCUGGUGUUUUUGAUACAUUCAAAAGACCGAUGAAACUUCUUCCACUAGAGGGCGGAAGACUUCCGAUUUUAGACUCCGCAAACGGACGCUUUAAGUUGGAAGCCCACACCUCCUCCGUGUUCAGUAAAUCGGGCAAAAACCACAACUCAGGGACUGCAAGUACUGUUAGUGCCACUUCCCCCAACAAAUGCAAAAGACCAAUGAAUGCCUUCAUGCUUUUUGCCAAAAAAUACAGAGUGGAAUAUACUCAAAUGUACCCAGGAAAAGAUAACAGAGCCAUAAGUGUCAUACUUGGAGACAGGUGGAAGAAAAUGAAAAACGAGGAAAGACGGAUGUACACGUUAGAAGCCAAGGCCUUGGCUGAAGAACAAAAACGUUUGAAUCCUGAUUGCUGGAAACGGAAACGAACAAAUUCAGGGUCCCAGUAGCACCGAGUUCGAAUUCUAAUCAAUCCGUGGUGGUGGAAGGCACGAUCAAGGCUUCGUGAUUCGUUGUUGGCGGCGUGGCUAUAAUAACACGGGCAUCACGGGGUCACUUAGGAAUGAAGUUUUGCUUAUUACAGUAGGGCGUUAAGCAAGCUAAAAGUAUCAACGUAUUUUUUUUUAAAACAACAACAACAACAACCAACAACCAAAUUGCCUUAUUAUUAUUAUUAUUUUCCUUCCAAACUACAUAUAUAUAUCUUAUCAGGUGUAACAGGCUUGAAUACGGAUAUCCUGUGGUGCUAAGGAAUAUUAGGAAGAAAAGAGGAGAUUUGUAUAAAAAGUUUUUUUUUUGUUUUCUAAGGACAAAAAAAAAAAUGCACAAAAAGGGGAAGUUUGGAACACGUUAACAUCUGUUUAUAGUACAAUUCCUAUUGCUGAUUAAUACGUAUUGCACAAACUAUGUAAUUAACUACAAAUUUUUUGCAAGCUGGGGAUUUUCUGACAAUGAUAGAUGAACUUCUCGUUUGCCCAGUGCCAACGGAGUAUCGAAACAUGUGGCAAAGCGAAUAGUAUAACGUACACUAUAUGUAGCAGAUUGUUUUCUAUAGGGGAAGGUGUCGCAUUGAUAAUUUAUAUUUGGGGUGCCUUCCCAGACUGAGCUGCAUUGGAAAAGAUUAAACCCGCGAGCAGAUUGCAUUGUUCAAGACGAAUGGUGCUUUCGUUAAUACCUUCAUUUAAUUGUUAAUUUUUUUUCUCUCCUACGUUGCGUAUUUUAAAAGAUUUUAUUUUUGCCCACAUCCUUUUUUUUACGGUGGGGGACAAACCUUGCACUUAUUUUCGGUGCAAUAUUUGCACUUUACUUUUAUUAUUAUUUUUUUCCUCCCCCCCUCCCCUCCAUCUAUCUAAAAACAGAGCAGAUAUAUUCGAUCUAUGGCUAACUUUUUGCUGUGAACAUUUACAAAAACAUAGCUUUUAAUAUUACUAAAAUAUAGUGUGGUUUCUGCCAAGAAUCACCAGAAAAUUUCAGCACCUGAUAUGUACGUCUUACAUGUUUUUUGCUCCUAUGAUUUUGCACACUGUACUCUUGUAUUAUUUCAAAUAAAUUGUAAAAAAAAUUAUUCUUCUAUAUUUUCUCUAUAUAAAAUAUACGAAGUUAUCACA